Mytilus californianus (California mussel) is the source of this 3840-nucleotide messenger RNA. Its product is annotated as UDP-glucose 6-dehydrogenase-like. The transcript is spliced from 10 exons. Gene Ontology annotation, molecular function: NAD binding; UDP-glucose 6-dehydrogenase activity. Gene Ontology annotation, cellular component: nucleus; cytosol. The record is from RefSeq and is a predicted model, not a curated record. Bases 156 to 1628 code for a protein of 490 amino acids. Lineage: Eukaryota; Metazoa; Mollusca; Bivalvia; Mytilida; Mytilidae. Gene Ontology annotation, biological process: glycosaminoglycan biosynthetic process.
UUUAAUUAGGAGUCAUUUGCUUUUAUUUGAUAUUAGAAGGAGUUCAACUGUAUAAUUAAUAUAGUUAGCCAAUAUAAAUUUGGAGGAUUUUCAGUGUGUUUUUGUAAACUUACAACACCAAUUCACCUGAUUCUGAAAGUAUAGAGAAUUUAACAAUGGAGAAAUUAUUUUAUUGUAGCAAACUUGACAUGACAAUCGGAAAGAUUUGUUGUAUAGGAGCAGGUUAUGUUGGGGGACCGACAUGUGCAAUCAUUGCACACAAUUGUCCAAGUAUCCAAGUUACAGUGGUGGAUCUGAGUGAAGAGAGAAUAGCACAGUGGAAUUCAGACAGUUUACCUAUAUUUGAGCCUGGAUUGGAUGAUAUAGUGAAAGGAAGUCGUGGCAAAAACUUAUUCUUCAGUACUGAUGUGAAAAAAGAAAUAGUGGAGGCUGACCUUAUAUUUAUUUGUGUUAAUACACCCACUAAAAAUUAUGGUGUAGGGAAAGGAAGAGCAGCAGAUUUGAAGUAUAUAGAAUCAGCUGCCAGAAUGAUUGCCACUGUCUCAACCAAGUCUAAAAUUGUUGUGGAGAAAAGUACAGUACCAGUCAAAGCUGCUGAGAGUAUCGCAAAUAUAUUGAAGGCCAAUGUUAAACCUGGGGUCAAAUAUCAGGUUUUGUCAAACCCAGAGUUCUUAGCCGAGGGUACAGCUGUCAAGGAUCUAUUACAACCAGACAGAGUUUUGAUUGGAGGAGACCAGACACCUGAAGGUCACGAGGCCAUCCAGGCAUUAUGUUGGGUGUAUGGACAUUGGGUUUCAAAAGAUAGAAUUAUAACUAUGAACACAUGGUCUUCAGAACUGUCUAAACUGGCAGCCAAUGCAUUUUUAGCUCAGAGAAUAUCCUCAAUAAAUGCCAUGUCAGCAAUUUGUGAAUCCACUGGAGCAGAUGUUACAGAAGUAGCACAUGCUGUUGGCAUGGAUACGAGAAUAGGCAAUAAAUUCCUGAAAGCUAGUGUGGGAUUUGGUGGCAGCUGUUUCCAGAAAGAUGUACUGAACCUUGUUUACCUGUGUGAAUGUCUCAACUUACCUGAGGUGGCAGAAUACUGGCAACAGGUAAUUAACAUAAACGACUACCAGAGAAGACGAUUUGCCAAUAAGAUAAUAGAAUGUCUGUUUAAUACAGUGACCAACAAAAAUAUUGCAAUCUUUGGUUUUGCUUUCAAGAAAGACACUGGUGAUACAAGAGAAUCAGCUGCAAUUUAUAUAUGUAAAUAUUUAAUGGAUGAAGGAGCCAAAUUACAUAUCUAUGAUCCAAAAGUAGAGGAAAAACAGUUAAUAACGGAACUAACACAUCCAGCUAUCUCAGACGACCCAAGCAGAGUAAAGGAACUGGUAACCAUCCAUAAAGAUCCAUACAAGGCUGCAGAGAAUACACAUGCUCUGGUGGUCUGUACAGAAUGGGAUGAAUUCAUAAAUUAUGAUUAUGAGAAGAUUUAUGGCAGUAUGUUGAAACCAGCUUUCUUAUUUGAUGGUAGAAUCAUACUUGAUCAUCAGAAAUUAAUGGGAUUAGGUUUUAAUGUGAUAACGAUCGGCAAAAGAUUACAACGACCAAACGUUCACAGACCAUAUGCACCAGCACCAGCACAAUAGUUGUCAAUUUUGGGUUGUUAACUUGUUGUUUUGUAUUUAGAGGGAAUUUAUUUUGACAAUCAUAUUUCCAUUUUGUUAUGACAUAUCAAAAGCAUGAAUAAAUCUGUUACAUUCUGCGUUACCAUGGUAAUAGUUAAUUGAAAAUAAGGAUUUAUAUUAAAGAAUCAAAUACCAUCAGAAAUCUACACAUUCUGUUUAUAAUUAUUUGAGGUAAACCACAGAGAUCUUUCAUGAAUCAAUCAUUUCAUAAAUAAAUGUCUGCAUUCACUCAUAUUAAUGUAGAUAUGAAAAUGAAAUAACAUAGAUGCAGAAUUCAGAUUUAAUAUUUAAGUGAUGAAUUUAAAAUGUUAUUAUUGUUUACAUGUUAAAAUUGGCAGACAGCAUUUAUUUACUCAAUGAAUUUGAUCUGAUUAGGCAUGGAUUAAACUGAUCUGUAAUUGAGGAACAUUCUAAUUAAAGGAAAAGAAAAUAGUCACAGUAAUUAUAUUAACAAACAAAAGUAUUAAUGUUACCACAGAUGUGUUUGUAAUGACUCAUAGAUAACCAUUUCCUAUUAAUUCCUCAAUAGAAUGUCCCUCAGGUAUGUAGUCUUUUAGGCCACGUGUCAUCUAAAGUAAUUUAUCAAGAAAUAGUCUUAUUAUAUUAAAAUUAUUUUGCAUUUUCACAUUUAUAAAACAUUACAGAAUUUGUCUGCUAGCAUUUAGUGUUGUGGGAAAUUGUACUAAUGAGCUGUUAGUGUUGUGGAAGUGUCAAGGUAAAGGGCACUAAUUCUAACAUACUUGAAACAGUGUCUGAAAUGAUAAUCAAUUUAUGUUCCAAGUGUUAAAGGGAGGUAAUUUUUAAUGAAUUGACAAAAGUUACUUCCCUUGAUUGGUGAAUCUCUUUUGUUUUACUGACAUUUUCUGUAUUUGUGUUUUGCAUACUGUGCACAGAAAAAGUCAGAAGGUUGGCUGUGAUAAAAUUUAGAUCAAAAACUUGCUCAUAAUUUUUCAUUAAUAUUUGCAAUGUUCUGCAUUUCAUUUGUUAACUCCAAUUGUUUUUUUUUUUAUUUUUCAAGAAGUAGUAUAAUUUUAUGAUAUGAAUUGUGGGUAUAUGCUCAGAUUUUUUCAAGGAGGAUGCCAUUUUAUUCACCACUGUAAUCAUGAUUAUGUUAGGGUUAUUUUAUUUAAGUUAUUUGAAUUUUAUUUUUCAAAGUAAUGAAACAACUUUUAGCAAGAUUUCAAUCUCUGAAAAAUGAAAUCUAACAAUGUGACAAUGAAGUAUAGUUUCCCAAAUUUUUAAUUGUUAUUUCAGCGUGUUCUUUCAUUCUUUUUUUAGUUAUUACUGUGUUGAUGCAUUUUUUUACUAAAAUAUAGGUUUGAUCCCGACACUGUUGAUAUAGUGACAAAAUUUUAGGUCAAUCUAAUAUUAGUAUCUUUCUCCAGUUUACUUCCCUUUUAUCACACUGCAAAAACAAAUACACAGAUAUAAUGAAAAGUAUGAAUUAAGUGUAGCAAUAGAGAAGGAUUUUCUUUCCAAAAUUACCCCCGUCAUAGUAAGCCACUACUCUACUUAGAUAAAUGAGUUAUCCAUUAGUGCCAAUGGAGAAUGAUUAUAAAUCAACUAGGUCAAUAGUAGCCUUGCUACAUAAACUCUUAAAUUUGACUUCCAAAUUUUUUCGGUUAAAGAUUUUUUUAUUCAUUAUGAAACUGUUAGAAAUUAAUGUGAGGUUUCUGAAAAAAGUGCAACUGAAUUAGAUUCAGUUAUUUAAGAGUCAUACUUUUAUUCUGUUCAUGCGUAAUUCAAAGGUGGCAUUAAUAGAUUUUGCAUUCACACCAAUUAAUACAUAUAUUUAUGUCCAAAUUUAUAGUAGGGAAUUUCCCAAUACUAAAAAACUGUGACAUAUUUACCCCAUUACAAAGGGAGGGCACUUUUUAUAUAACAAUGAUUAAAUCACAUUCAACCUGUUAGAUUAAUAUUGAAUGAUGAUAAAUAUGUUGUUUAGUGAUUAUUGUUUAUGACACUAGUACUGCCAAAUGAUUAUGUUUCUAUGUUGUGUUGUCUUCUAACUAAAUCAUUAUGAGAUCCAGUUAAAUGUCCACAAAGUUAUCACUUAUAAAUAAUUUCCAUUUAGGAAAUUAUAAUGCAAUCCUGGGACCAUUACUUUGACAUUAUUUUAUAUUUGAUAUUUACAUUUAUAUCGCUUAAGCAUAAUAAAGAAUUUCUGACAAUU